CGAGGCUGCGCCACGGCCGGAGGGAAGGGAGGCCACGGAGCCGGGCUCGCUGGCAGCUGACCAAGAUGAUCAGCCUUUGACAUGGCUUCCCGUUGCAAGAUGCAGACCUUGCAGGUGGUUGAUACGGAAUAUAGCGCCGAUGUCGUGGAGUGGUGCCCUGUGGAAGGCUGGCACAGCAUCCUGGCGUGCGGCACUUACCAGCUGAAGAAGCCGGACAUCAAGCCUGGCGAGAGCCCCGAUGAGAACAAUGCGCCCCACGUGCGACUGGGCCGCCUUUACCUGUAUUGCUUCGAAGAACAGGUUUUUGCACCGCUGACUGAGAUCCAGAGGCUUGAAACGGCUGCUGUGCUGGAUGUGAAAUGGUGUCACGUUCCCAUCGCAGGACAGCCUGCUCUAGGCAUCGCCAAUGCCAAGGGAACAGUGGAACUCUCUUUCUUGACAGGAAACGAGAAGAGCUGCAGGCUGGAGCCACUGUGCAGCGCUGACUUGGGAUCAGAAUGCCUCGCUUUGUCUCUGGACUGGUCCACGGGGCGAGGGCAGCGUGGCCACCCUCUGCGACUGGUCAGCAGUGAUUCCAAAGGGAGGCUGAGCUUGCUGUCCAUUGAGGAAUCUGCCCCCUCCAUACACCUCUUGGAACAGUGGAAGGCGCAUGACUUUGAGGCCUGGAUCGCUGCCUUUGACUACUGGAACACGUCUGUAGUCUAUUCAGGGGGAGAUGACUGCAAGCUACGGGGCUGGGACGCCCGGAGCGGCCUCAGGGCUCCCCUCUUCAGCAGUGAGCGGCAUUCCAUGGGUGUGUGCAGCAUUCAGUGCCACCCGCUCCGGGAAAAUCUGCUGGCCACAGGAAGCUAUGACGAACACGUCCUCCUGUGGGACACCCGGAAUAUGAAGCAGCCAUUGGCAGACACCCACUUGCAGGGUGGAGUUUGGAGGUUAAAAUGGCAUCCGUCACGGGAGAACGUACUGUUGGCAGCCUGCAUGCACAACGGCUUCAAAAUCCUUGAUUGCCACGGCAGUUUGGAGAAGAACAAAGAGGAAUGCGCUGUUCUGUCUUCUUACAUCUUGCACAAUUCCUUGGCUUAUGGAGCUGACUGGUCAAGGCUCCCCCUGCACAAUCCCGUGCUGCUGUCUCCUGUGCUGCCGGCGGUUCAUACAGAUCAGGAAGCUGGGCGAGUGGAUCUUAAAGUCCAGAACCUCAAGAUAGUGUAUGAAUCCCCCACAGCCACCUUCGAUGUGUUUCUUGAGGAAGAGGAUCAACCCCCUCUGGGAACACUGCAAGCGGAAGGUAGCUGCGACCUGCAGGGACCAGGCAACGAUGGAGAAAGUCCAGACACCAAAGUGUCCAGUGUAACUGAAUCAGCCAAAGGCCAAAGAGAGACCAGCCUCCUGGCGACAUGUUCCUUUUACGACAACGUCCUACACGUUUGGAAAUGGGAAACCAGCUUGACUAACCCUGUGGCCUAAACAUAGCGUCAGGAUUGAUUCAGGCCGUGGUGGUGUCCCUGCCCUUCUUCGUGGCAGGCCUUUUUAGCGGUAGGGUGAAGGUGGUAGAUGUUGCUUUGGGGGGGGGGCAGGGUGGUCUUGCUGCUGUCCCCUGUCGCCUUUCUUAUGCCAGGUUUCUAGCUUUACUCCUGGGAGUCUAUUGUGGCUCUUAGAGCUUUGAAGACUCCUCAGAUAUUUCAGGGAUGUGUUGCUGAAUUUUUUCCUCCUGUUCUCUCCCACCCCCCGCAACUUCCUUCAUUGCUGCAGAAAUAAGACUAUUAGACUGAUUAUGAUCUUUUAUUUCACCAUAUCUUGUCCAGAUAGCAGUUGGUAAAGCCAAGCGGUUCUGCUUUACCUCCACUAGUUGCUUUAUUUUGCCCACGAAGUCUUUGGCCUAGCUAAAGACCAAGCUCAGUGUCUGUACUGCACCAAGGAAAACCAACCCUAUUACUAGCCCCACUUGUGUUUGGUGAGUUAGCUUUGCCUGGUUACUUUUCUCCAAGCACCAGCUUAAAACAAGGGAGGCAAGUGGCAGCCUGCACGUGGCUCGUGAUUUGUCUCAUGGCUCAGUAGCCACCUAGUGGCUAAAAGGAGGCCUCUUGCUCCAGCCAGGGGAAAUGUUCAAAUACUUUGAAGAGCACUGCCUUCGUGGUUCUGCGGUCUACCUCCCUCUUGUAGGAAAAGCAAAGCCCUGGUCUUUGGCUUUAAGCUUGAGGAAGAGGGAAGCAAUUCGAACCCUCACUCUUGUGCUCUAUCUACUUCCAUAUCACAGAACGAAAGAACACCAGCAACAAUCAGUAUUAAUAGCAAGGAUGUUUUCCUCAAUGCUGCAGAAGGGCAUACUUGUAAUUUGAGACACUACUCCAACUUAGGGCAUUUAUGUACAGGUACGCACAUCAGUAUUGUAAACAAAAUCUUUAAAGUAAAUAUUUUGGACCUUUCCAAAA
Elgaria multicarinata webbii is the source of this 2429-nucleotide messenger RNA. RefSeq names its product diphthamide biosynthesis 7 (gene DPH7). Gene Ontology annotation, biological process: protein histidyl modification to diphthamide. Gene Ontology annotation, molecular function: protein binding; diphthine methylesterase activity. The record is from RefSeq and is a predicted model, not a curated record. The transcript has 10 exons. Gene Ontology annotation, cellular component: cytoplasm. Bases 82 to 1464 code for a protein of 460 amino acids. Lineage: Eukaryota; Metazoa; Chordata; Lepidosauria; Squamata; Anguidae.